GUGCGUGUUAGGUUACAGCUUAGGGUUCGCGGCCGACGGCGUACAUUUGUGCACAAGUAUAAAUCAGCCUUUACUCUGGAUUUCCAGCAUCUGCCGAAACUCUUGCAUUUACGUUGCGAUGACCACCUAACGUCUUCCUUGACUCAGGGUCUUUUAUUUAACAACAGGAAUUCUGCGGAUGCUGUAAAUUCAAGCAACGCACAUCAAAGUUGCUGGUGAACGCAGCAGGCCAGGCAGCAUCUCUAGGAAGAGGUGCAGUCAACGUUUCAGGCCGAGACUGACUGAAGGAAGAGAUCGGAGUGAUCAGCUAUUUUCAAGAUGGAUAGUCCUGGAUGGAAAGGCAGAUUGCAGAUUGCAUGUGCUUUUAGCAUUUUCAUCAUGCUGCCUUGUCCAGUCACACAAGGGGCUAAAAUAUUGGUUGUGCCCGUGGAUGGAAGUCAUUGGAUCAAUAUGGAGAUACUAAUAGAAAAACUAAAAGAGCAUGGACACAAUAUCACAGUGCUUUCUUACUCAUCAAAUUUCUAUAUAAAAGAAAGACCCGAUCUCUUUGAAUUCAUAACGACUGUAAAAGAAAAAUACAUUGAACAAUCUAGUCCUAUCAAGCUGAUUAAAUUGCUUGUGCAAAAUUCAUUGGAAAUCUUCCAGAAUGGUUGGACAACAUGGGGCAAAAUUAAGUUGCAGUUAUAUUCAAAUGUUUUCAGGUAUUAUUUACAUAGCUUGUUUCAGAAUAAAACCAGUGCAAUAUUUGAAAACAAAAGCUUGUUAAACCAACUUAAGAAUGCAAAUUUUGAGGUAUUGCUUACAGAUCCUGUUUUAGUUGCUGGUCCAAUGCUUGCCUAUUAUUUAAAAGUCCCGAUGGUGUAUAAUGUUCGAUGGCAUAUUAUUGGAGAAGCUCAUUCUCAUUUUGCCCCAUUGUCACUUUCUUACGUCCCAUGUCCAGACACACACCUCACAGAUAAAAUGAAUUUUCUCCAGAGAACAGAAAACAUUGUGCAAUAUCUUAUUCAGCUAGUCACCGCAAAAUUAUUUAUAUACCCAAUUUAUAAUGAAAUCUGUCAUCGACAUCUGGGACCAGACACAGACAUCCAAACACUUCUCUUGAGGGCUGAUGUGUUGCUGAUGAGAGUCGAUUUUGUAUUUGAAUUCCCAAGACCCACCAUGCCAAAUAUUGUGUACAUUGGAGGCUUCCAGUGUAAACCAGCCCGACCACUAGCGGCAGAGUUUGAAGAAUUUGUUCAAAGCUCAGGGAAGCAUGGACUUAUUGUCAUGUCAUUAGGAUCCCUUAUUGAUUCCUUACCAAAGCAGAUUGCAAUGGAAAUAGCUGAGGCAUUCGCUCAAGUACCCCAGAAGGUUAUUUGGAGAUAUGAUGGAGAAAUCCUUCCCAAUAUAGGUAAUAAUACACUACUGACAAAAUGGAUCCCUCAGAACGACCUUCUGGGACACCCCAACACACGAGUCUUCAUUUCUCAUGGUGGUACCAAUGGUAUUUCUGAGGCCAUCUACCAUGGGGUACCAGUGAUUGGCAUGCCUCUUAUUUUUGACCAGUUUGACAAUGUAGUCCGACUUGAAUCCCGAGGUGCAGCAAAGAUGCUUAAUGUUGCAACUAUGCAUUCAACAGAUCUCUUGCAGGCACUUAAUGAGGUGAUAAACGGCACAUUUUACCGGGAUAACAUGAAGAAACUCUCUGCUCUCCACCGGGACCAACCAGAGUCGCCAAUGGAGAGAGCUAUUUUCUGGAUUGAGUAUGUUGCCCGACACAAAGGAGCAGGGCAUUUGCAAUCUGAAUCCUACCAGCUGCCCUGGUACACUUACUAUUGUGUGGAUGUGAUGGUUUUUCUGUUGUCCAUGUUCUUCAUGCUCACACUGCUGGUGGUUGUAGCACUGAAGAAACUUUUUUGUAUUACAUAUAGAAGAAAGCAAAAGACUGAGUGAGGUUACAUUAUCUUGUGUUGGGAUAUGGUGUUUUAUGCUCUUUCCAAUUAAUUGAUUUUUUUCCUGAAAUUAAUGCAUGGAACCUUCUUUCUAGAUUUCAUGAAUUUAGCAAGGCUAUUUUGAGAAUAAAUUACCAGCAAUAGACACAUUAUAUAAUAGACUUUGUGCUUUGAUAUGCAUAAAAGAAUUGUAACUAGCUGAUCCAUAUUUCACUGGGAAAAUAGGGGAUGUAAAAGAGUAAAGCGACCAGAGGUGUAAGAGAAAACAAACUAAUUCAGCUGAUCUAUGAAUAAAGAAAUAUUCUUUUGAAAGGUAUUUGAUUUUAAUGAUUCUUCAUGUCGGUCAAAUUAAUUUUAUCACUCAUGAAUCCUAGUGAAAUUUUGGUCUAAAAAUUAUGCAAGAAAGGUCAAUAUUCAGUGUCAAAUGUAUCUUUGAUGCUGAUUGCAGGACAGAACAAGUAGUUUUCAAUGUGCAGGAAAAAUGCAUUUACACAUAUCAUCUGCAGACAAAUAGGCAGCAAUAUCAAGUGAUCUGAAGAGGAAUGAGCCACACAGUUCCCUAAACCUGUUGAGUCACUCAGAUUCCAUUAAUGUAUUGUAUGCAUUAACCUUAACAUGUUUGCUCAACGACAAUCUAUCAAUGUUCAUCAACCAAUUAUCCCUCCAGACCAGGGGUUCCCAAACCUUUUUAUGCUGUGGAACGAUACCUUUAAACAGGGGUUCUGCGGACCCCAGUUUGGAAUCCUGCUCUAGACUAAGUCGCUGAAGUAACUUGAGUGGAAAGAGUUGCAAAUAUCCUAAAUCUGUAACAUGCAAAAUGCUUACACUGGUAUACCCCUCCUCCAUCUUAUAUCCUUUUGAAUCUAUACUUUAUUGUAAUGUCAAGGUUCAAUUGAACACAGGCCUAGGUGAUGUAAAUUGUCCAUAUAUUUUAUCCUAUCACUCCUUAAUUGUGGUUAUAUUUGCUCUAAGAUGUGAUACCCCAAAAUGUAACUUGUCUAGAGCUUUUGCUUUGUUUGUCUGAUAUCUAAUCUAUUUUUAUCACUUAAUUAUUUAGUGCUUUGUGUACAAUCCCACAAUAAUUAGUAUUUAUAUACAUAGUUGCAACUUUAUUAGGUACAUCCUGCAAUGUUCCCUUCAAGUGGUAAUGACCAAUGUGUGCAAAAAUGUUGUGCUGUGUAAUUUUUCCUCAGUGACAACAACAUGUGUGCAUGGAAUAAUUUCUUCAAUAAAAACAAUAUUAAUAAGCCUAUUCUAAGAUCUGCAGAGAAAUAAUCAUAAAGGCCAUAUUGUCAACACGAUCUGCAGCAGAAACUGCAAAAGGGAAUGUGAUUGUGUAUGAUCAUGAAAUAUACUUAC
This is a messenger RNA of Mobula hypostoma (lesser devil ray), 3290 nucleotides long. Its product is annotated as UDP-glucuronosyltransferase 2C1-like. The record is from RefSeq and is a predicted model, not a curated record. The transcript has 3 exons. Lineage: Eukaryota; Metazoa; Chordata; Chondrichthyes; Myliobatiformes; Myliobatidae. The coding region runs from base 319 to 1932 and encodes 537 amino acids. Gene Ontology annotation, molecular function: UDP-glycosyltransferase activity.